AUGGAAACCGUCUCCAGCCAGAAGGUCUCGCGGAGCCCCAAGUGCGCGCGCUGCCGCAAUCACGGCUUCGCGGUGGCGCUGAAGGGUCACGCGGGCCGGUGCCGCUUCACGCAGUGCAGAUGCUGGAAGUGCACGCUCAUCGCCGAGCGCACGAGGAUCAUGGCCAGGCAGAGGGGGGUCAGAAGGGGUCUGCGCGCAGAGGAGCACGAGAGAGGGGCAGGACACGGGGUCGGUGACCCGGCACCGGGUGUCAGACAGCGCGCGACGCGCAGAUCGCGCGCGGAGAGUGACACGUGCACCGAGCUCGAGGUGACGGAAAUAACGGAGAGCGGCGCGUGCGCUCCGACUGCCGAUCCGGAGGUCGUCCAAACGUCCUCUGAUCACCGCGUAGUACCUCGAGAUAGCGCCAUGUUCAGAGAGCCUUUGCCGUGGGAACACUUCGUAACAGAAAUACCCCAAAACACGGUGUACUCAGGUGAUCUGCCCAUGGCGACGCCCUUCUACCUGCACCCUCACUACCCCAACGCUUACCCACCUCCACCGGUCCUGUACGGCUUCGGAGCGCCCCCACUCGGACCCCUGGGCUUUCCUCAGGUUACUCAGGCGGCGCUGAUGGAGAACAGACAGGAAGGUCCCGGUUUCUUCUACAUGCCGUAUCUCCUUCAUCCGAGACCCGAUUACUACCAGCACCACCUGAGGGUGGACAACGGAGGCGAGGUGUCUCCUCUACAACACGAGCGUGACUCGGGUCCGAGUGAUCAGUCAGUCAGACGUCACCUGAACCCUGCAUUCUCUCUAGAAUGAAUGACGAUGAACGAAUAUUCACGUCAUGAAUCUUCCUCAUUUUUAUGCAAAUUAGUUACGAUAUGAACCCAAAUGAUGGGCUUUAGUAAAUUCCUCAUGCUUUGAAAUAUAAUCUAUAAUAAACAAUCCGGCGCUGUGUUCAUUAGAAG
Messenger RNA from Hemibagrus wyckioides, 953 nucleotides. RefSeq names its product doublesex- and mab-3-related transcription factor 1B-like. Gene Ontology annotation, biological process: regulation of transcription by RNA polymerase II; sex differentiation. The record is from RefSeq and is a predicted model, not a curated record. NCBI's taxonomy places the organism in Eukaryota, Metazoa, Chordata, Actinopteri, Siluriformes, Bagridae. The transcript is spliced from 3 exons. Gene Ontology annotation, cellular component: nucleus. Gene Ontology annotation, molecular function: RNA polymerase II cis-regulatory region sequence-specific DNA binding; DNA-binding transcription factor activity, RNA polymerase II-specific. Bases 1 to 804 code for a protein of 267 amino acids.